Molecule: messenger RNA, 3630 nt
Organism: Solanum pennellii
Lineage: Eukaryota; Viridiplantae; Streptophyta; Magnoliopsida; Solanales; Solanaceae
Product: UBP1-associated protein 2C-like
Exons: 2
Coding region: 96-1370 (424 amino acids)
Molecular function (GO): RNA binding
Source: RefSeq, a predicted model, not a curated record
CCUCCUUGUAGGGUUUUAUAUAUUUCAUAACGCCUUCUCCCAAAUUAUUCAGGCUUUCUCUCUCUAGGGUUUACAGUUCUCUUCUCUGAGCGAAAAUGGAUCUAUCAAAGAAACGCAAAGCUGAUGAGAACGGCGGUGCUUAUCCUGUAAAAACUGAACUCGUCACAACUGCCGCCGCCCCACCGGCACUUGCUGUUCUUUCCCCGGAAGACAUUGACAAAAUUCUUGAAACGUUCACCAAGGACCAGUGCGUUUCAAUUCUCCGUAACGCCGCCCUGCGCUAUCCUGAUGUUCUCGAAGGUUUACGUGCUGUCGCUGACGCCGACGUAUCUAACCGCAAGCUUUUCGUUCGUGGUCUUGGGUGGGAGACCACCACUGACAAACUCAGACAGGUUUUUUCUGAGUUUGGAGAACUUGAUGAGGCUGUUGUUAUAACUGAUAAGGCGUCUUCCAGAUCUAAGGGGUAUGGUUUUGUAACUUUCAAGCAUGUUGAUGCUGCUAUUCUUUCUUUAAAGGUGCCCAACAAGAUAAUUGAUGGACGUGUUACCGUCACACAGCUUGCUGCUGCGGGUAAUUCUGGGAAUUCUCAGUCUUCUGAUGUUGCGCUUAGGAAGAUCUAUGUUGGUAAUGUCCCAUUUGAAAUUUCGUCUGAAAAGCUUUUGAAUCACUUUUCCAUGUAUGGAGAGAUUGAAGAGGGGCCUUUGGGAUUUGAUAAACAAACUGGAAAAGCGAAAGGAUUUGCUUUUUUUGUCUACAAGACUGAGGAUGGAGCUAGGGCAUCGUUAGUUGAUCCCGUGAAGACAGUAGAAGGACAUCAGGUCUUGUGUAAAUUGGCAACCGAUAAUAAGAAGGGGAAGCCGCAGAAUAUGGGGCACGGGGGUGCCCCUGGAAUGAAUGCUGGACCUGCAGGAAUGCCUGGUGAUGAUAGGGUUGGAUCCAUGCCUGGUUCCAAUUAUGGUGUUCCUGUAAGCGGUAUGGGUCCAUAUUCAGGGUUUUCAGGUGGGCCUGGUCCAGGAAUGCAGCAGCCACCACCUCAGCCUGGGAUGGUGGCACAUCAGAAUCCACAUCUGAAUUCAGCUAUUGGCGGGCCUGGAUAUGGAAACCAAGGACCGGGAUCCUUUACAGGUGGUGCUGGUGGAUAUGCUGGCGCCGGUGGAUAUGCUGGCGCUGGUGGGUAUGGUGGUAAUUCUGGGGAUUAUGGUGGGUACAGGAUGCCUCAAAGCUCUGCUGGAAUGCCCAGUUCAGGAGGUUUUCCAGAUGGUGGUAGUUAUGGUUUACAGUCGGCUUAUCCGACACAGGUACCACAACCAGGAGCUGGGUCAAGAGUUCCACCAGGUGGGAUGUACCAGGGCAUGCCUCCAUACUACUGAGAAGUGCACGGCAUGGGAGUGGAUCUACUUGCACUAAUCUAGUGCGUGGCUUAUGUCCAUCCCCUGUACUUUGAAAAUGAUUUGUAUUACAAAUUUAUGCCCUCAACAAGUUUUAUAUGCUGGAAUCUUGAAUGAUUGAAUCGUAUGUGGAUAUCUGUUCAGGUGUCUUGAGAGCUUCUUGGAUGCAACAUGCUUUUAAUGGUUGUGGUGAUUUCCUGAUUGCAGACUCUGAAAUCUUUGGUUACAUGGACUGCUGUACAUCUGUUGCCGCUUCACCUAUAUGUGUGGCUGUUAGUUGAUACUUGCUAGUAUUAAGUUAGUAUGUAGGUUCUUCAAAAAUUGCUGUAUCUUUUGAUGAGCGUAUUGACGAGUGAUGUCAGUUUUCUUAUUUUACCCGUACUCCCUGUUUCUUAUAUGUUCCCUAUCUGAUGAAUGUGACAUUUUAGAUGUUCUAUCAUAUCAUGUUCAGCCAUUAUUGGCUUGAACUUAUUGUAUGUGGAUUACAAGGCAUCUUUAUGAUAAUGUCAGAUACUGCUGAUCUGAAACAAAUUAUUUGAUGCGAACAAUUUUUUUUUAUAUUGUUUUAAUUAGAAUUAUGUUUUGAACUAAAUAAAAGCAGUACUAGUGCUUUAAUAAAUAAAUAUCUGGAGUAUUGAUGGGAAGAUGGGAAAAACACAAAUGUGUGGUAGUAGGAUCCAAAUUUACACUGUUUGUUUGCAUUUCUAGCUGUCUCACCUGCUGGUAAAAAAAGGGCCUUUAUUUUUUCUGUUGGUCACUGAUUUGAACCAAAUUAUGACAUAAUCGUAUUAUGUGUAUUAAUUUAACAAUUUUUUGUAUAUAUGGUUUGCGAAGGCAGGAAACUGGCAAAUGCUAUGUCUUGGCAAGAACCAAAAUCUAAUACUGUCUGCCAUUUUGCUUGCUUUUUUUUAACCUUUCAUCCGGUGUUGUUUCUAUCGCAUCUCAAAAGCAGAAAAGAAAAUGAAAACCUAGCUAGCUGUUCCUUUAACAUCCAUCAUUUUAGAAUUAUUGGAACAUAUUCCCUACAAGGCAUACAUCUCCUGGUUUCUUUGUUUUCUUUUGUUGACGGACUUUGGGAGGGAGAUGGGUAUGAGACCAGUUGGUCAACAAACACAUGAUGCAAGUGGGUGUGGGGUGGGCAGGGAUGGUUUGUUUCAGCUGAAUCAUGUUCGCCGAACCAUCUGUUUUCAGGAUGCGUAGAUUUGUAAGUUGUACCUAAUAUGAUGUUUAUUUAUAGUUUUGUUCAUGCUCCAACGGAUUGCUAUUUAGCAUAUGAUCUGUUUGGCAUGUGCAUUUGUCGUUUUUUGUUCUCACCUUGUUUCUCAAGCGUAUUGAAGCUGUUUCAGCUUAUUGGUGAUUCCUGUUCAUAGAUUUGGCUGUAUUUUAUGUCUUCUAUUGCCUUAAAUUCGUGUAUGGACUAUAAAAAACUGAUUGCUUGUUGGAAAUAAAGAUUUAUAUCAAUCCCUGCUAUGUUUUGCCGUUUGUGAUCCUAUUCUGCUUGGCACAAGGCAUAAAAUUAGUUUGUUGUGACUUCAACAGACUAUUUAAACAAGUUCUUAGUUUCAUCUUUAUUGGUGAUCAAUAGUUGUUACUGGAAUUGUAUUAAGAUUUAACUAGCCGUCAAAAGGAGCACGUGAAGUAGACAAUAAAUCAAGGAUAUGGAACUCAAGUACUUUUACCAAUUUGGAUCUGAAUGUGUGAAAAGCUUGGGACUCUUUUUAAUUGAAGUGUAUAUUUCUGUAGCCACCUAAGUUAGUUGCUAUGACAAUCCUGUGGAAGUCCUAUGUUGCAUGUAUUUUACUGUAAUAGGAAGGCAUACCUCAUGUUUUUAUUUCUUAGCCUGAGCAUUCUACCCUGGUGUGGAAUUGUAUUCUCCAUAACAAAAUUCUUUUCCUUGUUUCCUGGUUGUGGUCUGUACUCUGUAUUGCUGAGGGCUGAUGAUGUGGUGCGGAGUGAAAGCUAUAUUGCUGAGCUUUGAUGGCAUGAACUGCGACUUUGGUGAAGAUUGAGCUCCCAGUUGUCUGGAAAUGCUCAAGGUUGGAGGGAGACGCCUUAAAUGAAGAGAUUUGUAAUAGUUGUAGAGCUAGAUAGAUUGUUGUACGCUUUCAUGCAGUAACAAGGAAAAAAACAUCAAAAUUGUGAAGUUCAGCUCAAUGCAUUUAGAUGUGAUGAUUGGUUAUCCCACUUCUAUGGCGUUAAAAAGAAAUUAACGUAAAUGGCACAAAACAGAUUGCUGGCAGCA